Molecule: messenger RNA, 1032 nt
Organism: Mangifera indica (mango)
Lineage: Eukaryota; Viridiplantae; Streptophyta; Magnoliopsida; Sapindales; Anacardiaceae
Product: GDSL esterase/lipase 7-like
Exons: 6
Coding region: 1-1032 (343 amino acids)
Molecular function (GO): hydrolase activity, acting on ester bonds
Source: RefSeq, a predicted model, not a curated record
AUGUCCCUGAACAGUCCUACUACUACGCAUACGCUUGCACCAGCACUGUAUGUUUUCGGGGAUUCUGUGCUUGACAGUGGCAACAACAAUCACUUGUUAACCAUUGCCAAGGCUAAUUAUUCGCCCUAUGGCUCUAACUUUGUCCAGUGUAUCACUGGGAGGUUCACUAAUGGGAGAACAAUGGCAGAUUUUAGAGCUGAGUUCCUCGGGCUGCCGUAUUCUCCGCCAUAUAUGGGUAUUAUGAAUAACGAGUCUGUCCCGAUCACGGGGUUGAAUUUUGCUUCUGCCUCCUGCGGCAUCCUCCCUGAAAGUGGAAGCACAUUAGGGAAAUGCUUACAUUUGGAUGAACAAAUUGAUUUAUUUGAAGACACAGUUAAAUCAAAGCUGCCCACAUAUUUUGAUAUCUCCCAGCAACUUUCAGAUUAUUUAUCAAAGUCUGUAUUCGUAAUCUCAACUGGCAGUAACGACUACAUGUGCAAUUAUCUUCAACCCAGAUCCUUCAAUACGAGCAAAAUUUAUGCUCCCCAGCCUUUCGCUCAGCUCCUCAUUGAUGCUCUCUCUCGGAAGUUGGAGAGGCUAUACAAUUUGGGAGCGAGGAAGAUAGUCAUGUUCGAAAUCGGUGCGGUAGGCUGCAUCCCGGCAAUUAAGUGGGAAAGUGUGAAAUGUGUUGAAGAGAAGAACCAGCUAGUCUCAUAUUUAAACGAUGGCCUUCUAGCAAUGCUGAGAAAUUUGACAACCUGUCUAAAGGGUUCCAACUUUGUUCUUGGCCACGCUCAUUGGCUAGGCUAUGAUGCCCCUACAAACCCUUCUAAAUAUGGCUUAAUGAAUGCAAACAAUCCAUGUUGUACAACAUGGGGGAAUGGGGAUUCAAAGUGCAUUCCACUUCUGAAGCCAUGUCCUAAGGCAGAUAAAUUCUACUUUUGGGAUGGUUUUCAUCCUACAGAAUCUGUGCAUUCACUCAUAGCCUCCGCUUGUACCAAUAAUGCAUCAGUUUGCAUUCCUCUUACUUUAAAGGACCUCGUUAAUAUGUGA